AGAGGCAAAGUAGUGUUUCCACGGGCUGACUGGCUGGCUGUGCUGGCUUCAUGUUGGCGGACCAAAUGGAAACGUUCUGCCCGCAUAUUUGUCACCGUACGGGCACGUAAACAUGUCGGUGGCGUGUAUGAUAAAACCUUUAAGUUCGAAUCAAGGAUUACUUUUUUAAUUUAUUUUUUGCUUUUCGGCCAAUCGAGCCGAGCCGGGAACCACCGAGCUGAGCUGAAGUGGAGCCCAAAGAAAUCAUCAUAAUGCCAUCCCCGAAGGAGGGAUCGUCCAGUGAGAGCGACCUUUUUACGGUGAAACACGAGCUCAAGAACGCCAACCUGACGGGCCACCUGGAGCGGGUAGGAAUAGAAAACUUUGAGCUGCUGAAGGUGCUCGGCACCGGAGCGUACGGCAAAGUGUUCCUGGUGAGGAAGGUGAGCGGCCACGACACAGGCAAGCUGUACGCCAUGAAAGUCCUGAAGAAGGCCACCAUCGUGCAAAAGGCCAAGACGGCGGAGCACACGCGCAGCGAGCGUCAGGUGCUGGAGCACAUCCGCCAGUCGCCUUACCUGGUCACGCUCCACUACGCCUUCCAGACCGACACCAAGCUGCACCUCAUCCUCGAUUACGUCAAUGGCGGCGAACUCUUCACACAUUUGGUGCAGCGGGUGCGAUUCAAGGAGCAGGAAGUGGCGCUGUACAGCGGCGAGAUCGUGCUGGCACUGGAGCACCUCCACAAGCUCGGGAUUGUGUACCGCGACUUGAAGCUGGAAAACAUUUUGCUGGAUUCAAACGGUCACAUCGUCCUCACAGACUUUGGCCUCAGUAAAGAGUUUGACCAGGUGGAUCGAGCGUUUUCCGUGUGCGGAACAAUUGAGUACAUGGCUCCCGAGAUUGUGGAAGGAGGCGAGUCCGGACAUGACAAGGCGGUGGACUGGUGGAGUCUGGGUGUUUUGAUGUACGAGCUUCUGACAGGCGGCUCGCCCUUCACCGUCGACGGCGACGAGAACUCGCACACGGACAUCGCCAGGAGGAUUCUAAAAAAAGAUCCUCCUUUCCCCAAAGAUAUGGCGCCGCUGGCCAAAGACAUCAUCCAGCGGCUGCUCACCAAAGACCCGGAGAAGAGGCUCGGCUCAGGUCCAAAUGGGAUGGAGAAUGUCAAGAAGCAUCCGUUUUACCAGAAAAUCAACUGGGAGGACCUGGCGGGCAAAAAGGUGCCCGCCCCGUUCAAACCGGUCAUCCGGGACGAAUUGGACGUCAGCAACUUUGCGGAGGAGUUCACGGAGAUGGAACCCACCUACUCGCCCGCUGCUCUUCCGCAGAACUGUGACCGCAUCUUCCAGGGCUACUCCUUCAUGGCCCCCUCCAUCCUGUUCAAGAGGAACGCGGUGAUGGAUGACCCCAACCAGCUGUGCAGCGGCUCCGAGCGGCCCGGGUCAGUUGCAGUAGCCCGCAGCGCUAUGAUGAAGGACUCGCCUUUCUACACGAACUACGAGAUGGACCUUAAGGACAGCGCUCUGGGUGAGGGGAGCUUCUCCAUCUGCAGGGGUUGCACGCACAAGAAAACAGGGCAGAAAUAUGCCGUCAAGAUCGUCAGCAAGCGGAUGGAGGCACAGACUCAGCGGGAGAUGGCGGCUCUGAAGCUCUGCGACGGCCACCCAAACAUUGUCAAGUUGCACGAAAUCUACCAUGACCAGCUGCACACAUAUCUGGUCCUGGAGCUGCUCGGCGGAGGGGAGUUGCUGGAGCGCAUCCGGCGGAAGCGACACUUCAGCGAGACGGAGGCUAGUCGCAUCAUGCGCAAGCUGGUGUCCGCUGUCAGCCACAUGCACGACGUCGGCGUGGUGCAUCGGGAUCUGAAACCGGAGAAUCUGCUCUUCACUGAUGAAAGCGAGAGCUCCGAGAUCAAAAUCAUCGACUUUGGCUUCGCUCGGCUCAAGCCGCCGGACAAUCAACUGCUCAAGACGCCCUGCUUCACCUUGCAGUACGCCGCACCCGAGAUACUCAAGUAUGACGGCUACGACGAGUCGUGCGACCUGUGGAGUCUGGGCGUCAUUCUGUAUACAAUGCUGUCCGGCCAGGUGCCUUUCCAGUGUCAGGAGCAGAGUCUGACCCACACCAGCGCCGAGGAGAUCAUGAAGAAAAUCAAACAGGGAGACUUCUCCUUCGAGAGCGAAGCCUGGAGAAAUGUGUCGCAGCAGGCCAAAGAUCUCAUCCAAGAGCUGCUGACCGUGGACCCGAGCAAGCGGAUCAAGAUGUGCGGCCUCCGCUACAAUGCUUGGCUCCAGGAUGACAGCCAGCUGUCUUCCAACCCGCUCAUGACGCCAGACAUCCUGGGCUCAUCCACCGCCUCGGUCCACACCUACGUCAAAGCUACCUUUAACGCUUUCAACAAAUGCAAGCGGGAAGGCUUUCGCCUGCAGACGGUGGACAAAGCGCCGUUGGCGAAGCGGCGCAAGAUGAAGAAGACCAGCACCAGCACCGAGACGCGCAGCAGCUCCGGCGAGAGCAGCCACUCCUCGUCCUCUUCGUCACAGUCGCAGGAGAAGAACUAUGCCGAGGGGGGUGACGGCAGCCACCGGCCCGCCGAGGGCACGCCGGGCACCACUCCGGUGGGCACACCCACCGGAACGGACCCGGGGCAGCAGCAAGAGCAGCCGGCGCCUCCCGCCUUUCACUUUUCCGACGGGAAGUGAUGACUAUCUUUUCUCCUUUUUUUUUUUCUUUGCAUGGUAAGCAUGCAAGCAAGGAGCGGCAACCUCAAUAUCAAGCAAACCUCCUCUAGCAAUAGCUCGUCCCGCUCUUGACCCCGGGCCCAACCUCCCACACACACGCACGCACAUACACACCAACACACCGACAUGCACACACGCUCACACACUCUCUCUCACUCAGCUCUCUCACUCACACUCUCCCUCUCUCACACUCUCUGACCCACGCUCUCUCUCACUCAGCCUCUCACACUCUCACUUGCUCUCACCCACCCUCUUUCGCUCUCAUUCACACUCUUGCUCUCUCUCUCUCUCUCAUUCUCUUUCUCUCACUCACACUCUCACACUCUUCGCACACUCACUCUCUCUCACACAUUCUGUCAUACUAUCUCUCAUACUUCCUCACUCACACUCACUCUGUCUCAUUCUUUCUCUCACACUUACUGUCACUCACUAUUUCUCUCACACUUUCUCACUCUCUCGCACUCACACUUUCUCACACUUUCACACUUUCUCUCACACGCAAAAAUAUUAACACCACAGACACAUGAACACAAAAACAGACAUACAGAAACAAAUGUACUGACAUAAACACACGCACUGUGUCAAUAAAGGAGUGGAGCUGGCACGGUGAAAAAAAAAGACAAAAGAACACAAGGGCUGCCCUUCUGUCCCAGCUCCUGACAUUUCCAUCUUGUAAGCCCUUCCAUCCCCGUCUAACGUGCCGGUCACUGUCCCCCCACCAGGUCCAAAGGGAAAAGUCCGAGCCACGAGAGAGGAAAUGCCGACGCUUGGCCGCAUCGUGGGUCCACUUCUGUCGUCUUGGGCGAGUCACGUGUGUAACGGUAUUUAUACUCCAUUUGUACGGCAGAUUAUUCAUGAUGAGAUAUCCUGUUAACUUAUUUACGACUCGGACGAGGGAACGUGCGAAUACGGUGAAUCUUUUAAAAGAAAACUAUUUUGUGUACAGCAUCUAAGCUGGGAAAGACCCUUUUCCAAAAAAUAGUUUGUAUUCAAUGGAGGAUCCCUUUUUUAUAGAGAGUAUCAACGCUAACUCUUGUCAGUUAAGUUAGCAUCAGUGUGGCUGCAUUCCAAACGCUGCACUUAACAUCAACUGAACGGAACGCUAUAUUUGUCCAUUUGCUACAAAACUACGGAGCCCCAGACGAGACAUAAUUCAGUAAACUGUGGCCAUGAAUUAGGUUUAACCUUCACACAACAAAAAUACUUGGGGACUAAAUCUCAAGUCACAUCUGGGGAUCUGUACAAAAAAUGUUGCUAGGCCACACGAUCUCAUAGCAGCAGAUGUGUGUUAAAAGUCCCAAAGCAGACGGCUCAAAUCGUCCGUUCACUUCCUGUUUGUGCUGAUUUAUAAAAUAAAUGUGCCAAAAAAUAGCAAUUACAUUUUCAAACUGCAGAUCAGUAGGUGUCGUUUAUUUAUUUAUUCUUUCAUCAGAAAUCUUAGAAAUGUAGCAUGUUCCGUGAGCAUGAGCGAAGUACCUCCAUGAGGCAACAGUCACCUACUGAAAAAUAAAAGAAAUUCAUGUGGGUUUACAAAAUCUGCUAUUUUACACAAGUUAUGUAGAUGUGAAAGUUGAUAUUGCUAUUGUUGCCAACUUCAGUUAGCUCAACGCAAGGACUGACGGCUUUAAUUAGCGCAACAUAAGGACCGACUGGUGAAAAAAAAAUAUCUCCCUGCCUCAGAGAUUUUAGUGGUCCGAAAAUAGUUAUGGAUUUUUCAGUUUCACACCCUGAUCCAAUUUGGAUGCGGUGGUGUGAUUUUGUGACUGUACGCGACAUGACAUGAUGUGACACAAUGCCGCACAAUGCCACACGACUUCCAAUAGCAUACUUGCUAAACCCAAGACGUUUUUGCCAAGUCGGCCACAUUUAUCACAAUGUGGCUUUGAGGCCAACUUGAUUAGUUAGAUUUAAGCUCAUGAGAACGUUUACUCAACACAACUGUACCGAAAUUCCGUGCGGUAGCAUUUUAGGAUUAUCAAUUGCAAGCCACUCGAAGCACACCUGCUACAACAGAGGCUUCUCGAUUAGCGCCGUGACGUCACAUCAAGUGUUUGCGCAUGCCAACCGUUCCCAGCCCUCGUGUCUGUUUUGUAGCCGCUUGUGUUCGGUAGACAUGCGUGAUCUCGCCCCUUUAUGCUUCGUUUUAGUGGGAGUCGCUUUUCCCCGUCUUCUGUUCGGAUGCACUCAGCCGCAAAACCAAAGCGCAAUAGUACCGCUGAUAAUAACCUCGAGGAAGCUCCUCCGCAAUCUCUCCUCUCGUGCAAAUUAUGCAAAACUGCUGUUUGUUUUGUCCCACUGCGCCAAUCUGUUCUCUCUUUUCUUUAAACUAUGCACCCCCCGCCCUUUUUAUGUCUUUUUUGGGCGGGGGGGGUGUCCUCGCCGAUCUUUUAAGCGCGUCUGCAACCAAAGUGCACCACAUCCGUCGUCCACAAUGGGAACGCAAAAAGUGGGAUUCGUGGUAACAUUGGAGCAGCAGCAACUACAAAGCUCUCCUUCAAUUUAGUGCCCUACACCCCUCCCCAAUCCACCAAGCCUUCUUCUUUUGUUUGUGUGUAUUAAUAGCUCAAGUGGAGCAAAGAGGAAGAGUGUCCUACAUUGAAAUGCAGGCUCCCUGUGGGAGCCAGCCACUAUUAGCUAAUGUGCGCCAAAUCACGAGCCUCCUUUCCUUCUUCCAAAAGCGCGUCUCCAGAAAGAGCGGGUCCACAAGCUCGUUUACAAUAUCAGCCGCCCCCCCCCCCCCUCCCACCUUUAAACCCCGCUCUUUUGAUUUAGCCCUUGAAGUAGCCUGAAUGAGCUUCACGACCUUUGUUCCACACGGGUAUUUCAAUCAUACAUUUUCGAGGUGGAGGAAUUCUCGUGAGUGUACGGCUGCAACGAUACCCCAAAGUUGAGAUACCAUUUGUAUCUCCAAUUUCUAAAAGGAGAUUUGAUGCACGAUAAAACUAUUCCGUUUAUAUCUUAAAUAGAAUAUUUUUAAGGAGAAAUAAGGAGGCUUCGUACCAGCGCUUCGUAAAGGGGGGGGGGGAUUUAGGGUUAGGAUUAGGGCGAGGGGGUCCUAUCUAUAAAUGACACCUGCAGUUGUAUCUAAACCAGAAAAUUUAGUUGGAAACUGAACACCGCAUACUGGAAAAACUGGUGGAUUCUUUAUUUUUCUUUCCAUAAUUCGGAUUACGACAUUAUUUUUCCAAUUUAUAAGACAUAUGUUAAAGUAACAUUUAUAACGAUUUUAACACUUUUACACUUAACUGCUGCACAGUUCACGCUCGUGGAUUUCUUUUCAUGAGUCCAUUUCUUGUUCUAUGAUUAUCAUCACUUUUUGUACUUUUAAAUUUAACCCUAACUAUAUUUUUUAAGAUGAAAAGUGUUAAGAAUUGAGAAUUUGAAAAACUGUAUAAAAUGUAAAAACACAAAAUGGACCCUUUAUUGCCAAUAAGUAGAUAAAAUAUGUAAUUGUCUGAUGUUAAAACAAGUUUGAGAAAGUAAUUCAGAAAUAUCCCACAAAUAUCAUCACAAGGUUCCACUGUACUUCAUUGACAUAUUUUAAUGACACUGUAAAAAUGGCUUUUGAAGUAUUCCCCCCAAAAAACGACUUUACUUAGGCACAAAAUCUUACUACAUUCCCUUGGGAAGCGACCUAUUCAGCUGCUCCGUUUUCCUUUUUGGUUGUUCCCUUCCCACAUGUACUGAGAAAAAAAAAAAGGUACUGUAGCAGUAAAUCCCUUUGAGAUGCGACAUUUUGCACUCCGACGACUUUUGUUUUUAAUCUAAUGUUAUCCGUUACGUUCGUCUUGAUUUGCAUCAAGGAGAAUCUCCUCAAAGAGAUUUUGCAUCUUUCUUUACCGAACUUGUCAUCCACUGUGAAUCAUUUGAGGCCUUUAGCCUAACGGGAGGAAGUACAUCGGAUGUCUUUUUCUUCUCAAGAACCUAAUUGUAUGUUUAUUUGCUCAUUUGCUUUAUUUGUUUUGUUGUGUUUUCAUUUGGGUACAAAACCUGCUUCAAAAAAAAUAAUAAAGUACUCAGGCGUGUUGUUAUAGUUAGCGGCCGCCAGAUAGCAGCAAAGCACACGCGGAAGGAUGUCAAGCUUAAGUCCAAAACAUCCUCUUCAAGCUACUUUCUUUGUUCUUAGUUUGAAACAAAAGAAAGAAUAAUGAAAAUGAGAAAACUACUCAAUAAUAACUACUGUACUAAUUGUUGACUGAUCGGUUGGUUGUCUGCAGUUGUAGUCUUCUUCCCCGACCAUUGUGAGAUAUUUAUAUUUAUUUUAGACCUUUAAGGUCCCCGGGAACUAUUUGUUUGUCAUGUCACAAUAAAAUCUUUCUUUGUGUUUACCAA
Messenger RNA from Syngnathus typhle (broad-nosed pipefish), 7055 nucleotides. It is a transcript of the gene rps6ka5, whose product is annotated as ribosomal protein S6 kinase, polypeptide 5. The transcript has 17 exons. Bases 252 to 2684 code for a protein of 810 amino acids. Gene Ontology annotation, biological process: intracellular signal transduction; peptidyl-serine phosphorylation; protein autophosphorylation. The record is from RefSeq and is a predicted model, not a curated record. Gene Ontology annotation, cellular component: cytoplasm; nucleus. Gene Ontology annotation, molecular function: calcium-dependent protein serine/threonine kinase activity; calcium/calmodulin-dependent protein kinase activity; calmodulin binding. Lineage: Eukaryota; Metazoa; Chordata; Actinopteri; Syngnathiformes; Syngnathidae.